This is a messenger RNA of Bemisia tabaci, 3438 nucleotides long. RefSeq names its product endoplasmic reticulum protein 29-like protein wbl (gene wbl). Lineage: Eukaryota; Metazoa; Arthropoda; Insecta; Hemiptera; Aleyrodidae. Gene Ontology annotation, cellular component: endoplasmic reticulum lumen; endoplasmic reticulum. Gene Ontology annotation, biological process: protein secretion. The record is from RefSeq and is a predicted model, not a curated record.
ACAUUUUGUGAUAAGUGGAAAAUGAGAAUUUGACGUGUCGCGAAAGUGCCCGGCUCAUUUCCUUUUUAGCGUUGAUCAGGUUCUUAGGUCUCCAUAAAACUGAAAAUGAAGUCUUCAGCAGUGUUUUUAUUGGUUUUAUCAUUAGUUCUACUUCUUGGAGAUGCCUAUGGCAAAGGCAUCACACAAUUGGACACCCUUACUUUUGAUAAGCUUUUAUCCAAGUUCAAAGUAACGAUUGUGAAGUUUAAUGCCGCUUAUCCGUAUGGACACAAACAAGAAGUGUACACAAAGUUUGCAGAAUCUACUUACACCGUUAAUGAUUUGCUGGUCGCAGAAGUAGCUGUGAAGGAUUAUGGUGACAAAGAAAAUGAGGAACUCAUCAAGAGGUUUAACAUCAAAACUGAAGAUUUUCCUGUGGUCAAGUUGUUCAUUGAUGGCACUCCAGAACCGUACACAUUUGUUGCCAAGGAGGACUCUGAGUUCACGUAUCAAGCUCUAUACGAUUUCAUUAAGAGUAAAAAGACAGGUUUGUACCUUGGCUGUGCUGGCUGCCUAGAAAAGUUUGACAAACUGGUAGAGGAAUUCAUGCUUUCAUCAGAUGCCAAAGAGCGCAAAAAGAAACUGCGCGUAGCCGAAGAUCUCUGGGAUAAGAUCUCAAGUUUAACCGAAGCAAAGUCCGCUGAAAUAUAUGUUAAAAGCAUGCGCAAAGUCAUUGAAAAGGGAGAAGAUUUUGUGCCAAAAGAGGUUGAGAGAGUCGAGAAAUUGUUGAAAGCUAAAAUGACUAAAGAAAAACAGGAUGAGCUACAAAAAAGAAUCAACAUUUUACAGUCAUUCAAAGUUGUUCAUGAUGAACUGUAAGGUUGAUAGGUGAAAACUGAUUUAUUACGCUGACACAUCUGGCAAAAUGUACCUAAUAGCUGCAGCUAAUAUUUAAGUGGUCUCUUAGAUGUUCGAGAGUGAUUUCCACUUGCACUUAGAAUUUAUUUUACCUGUGAUACUGUCCUGAAAUCUGAUUCUGUUCCCAAAAUCAGAUUUAGGACUUUGAUAACAUUGUUUUAUCAAAUUUUCGUAAGUCUUCUCUUUUUUGUAUUGCAAAUACUUUCCUCCAAGUAUUUACGUUGGGUUCUAACUUUCCUAUGUAAGUGUUAUCUUCUCAAGGAUUAUCUUCAGUCUAAUUAGUGUGAUUUUGUUCAUUUUUCUUUAAAUAUAAAAUUACCAUUAAUUUUUAAUUAUCUUAAUUGAUGAUUCUCAAUUUUGGUUGGCUCAGUUUUGUCCAAGGACAAACUGUGCAUCACCCAGAUGAUACAUGAGCUGCCCAUUUCAUUCAUGAACGUUCUAACUUUUUAUCAAUUUUAAGAGAAAGUGAUCUUUAAGUAAGAAAUGUUUUUAAAUAAAUGUAUGCAUUUUUUUAAAAUCAGAUUUAGCAAUUAGACAAUGGCUAGAUCACAAAAUCUAGAUCAUUUGAUGAUUGAGUAAGUAUUGCCGUAGAGUCUCAUAACAAUGUUAUGUGAUCAAUAAGUGCAAUCAAAAUAAGUUUAUAAACUUAUUUUUACAGAACAUAUCAAAGAAAAUUUAAGUAAUUAAGAAAAGCAAAAUAGUUUGAAAGCUCUCCUGCAAUUUCCAAUUGCAUGCUUAUGAAGGAGAGCCAGCAAUAUGUUUAACAUUUUACAGUAGCUCUUGUUAGUUUUCAGACAUUAGGCUAAACUUCUAAUCAUUUAAUUACAAGUAUUUCUAAUAUAGCGUACUCCUCUUUCAUUUUGUAAAAGUUUCUAGAACCCAAAGGUAUCAUAUUCAAAGCUUGCAAGGGCAAGUUUUGGCUUUGAUAUACUCAAUCCUGAGAUUUUCCUUUCUCUCAACUCCAGCAAAUGGCUCAAAAUUAAAUUGGUAAUAUUCAUCAAAUAUUUGAGUACAGCUCCGAAGUGACAUUCUCAACCGUCUAUCAAAUCAAUUUUUCUAUGAAAAUGAGCAAAAAGUUACCUGAAAACUAUUCAUUAGACUCCUCUAUUAUUUUAUUUUAUUUUAACAGUUAAACUGUGUCUGCCAUAGCUCGUAAGAUGAACAAACUUCUCGUAAUUUGCUAUAGUUAUGGACUCUCCCUUUGAAAUUUAAAAUUCAAUUAAGUAAGGAGUUGCUCGUUUUCUUCUCUCAAGGUUGUUUUAUCAGAUCCAGUAUUCAUUUUUUCAAAUAUAUCCCACCAUUUCGAUGAAUAUUUCAGGUUCUAAAUUUUAGGAGAGAGUAGAAGUAUUAUUUUCCUUUCAAUAAACGUGCCUCUCUGCAACAAUUUUAAGAUACUCCCAUCAUGGAUAUAGCUAUAAAGGAGGAAGGCUUGGUCCCCUAGAAUUUGAAAGAGCAUCAUUCGGUUCCUUCUCGAAUAUUUUGACUUGGAAUACAACCUCAAUUUUGUUGCUAUGCAAUGCAAAAUUGGAUGGAAAGAAGAAGACAAUGUAAUCAAAUACUUAAAGAAAUUCACCAAAUGUUUAUGAAAGUUUGUAUUUACGUACAAAAUGCAUCUAAAAUGCAGUCAAUUUGUCAAAAGUUUCUUGUGGAGGCCCCCUGCACCCCCCUUUGUACUGUGAGAGGAGGUAUUCUUUAUCUGGUUGGUAAUACUAAUAAUUUUCCCAGUGGAGCCAAGCCAGGAAAAUGAUGUAGCUAUGUCCAUGACUCACACUGUUUAACCAAAAAAAUCAUCCUCAAGUUAGUUAGUACUUACUUAAGUGUUAUACUUAAAAUCAUGUGUUAUGUAUACAGUGCAAUAAUGCAGUAAAUUACCUAGCUCGAUUUAUCAAAAAAAAAUACUAUUUGUAAGAACAAAAAUCUGAAUCUUGUCAAGGGCCUGUCUGUCACACAAAUUGGCGCAAGGUAUAUAAAUGGUCAAUGUUUUAAUCCUUCUGCACUGAAUAUGUCUGUAAGUAUAUUUGUGGGGCACCACUAGACUGUCUAUCUUAAAGUGAAACUUUCUUCUUAAAAGUUUUUCUUCUAAGCCCACCAAACUGUGCAGUUGAAUGAUCUCAUCGGAGAAAUUUUUAAAUUGAUCCUCAGUAUCUACCUUCCCUCACUGAAAAAUCAAAAUGUUUUAAUUUCUCUGUACUUCCGUUGCAACUGAUAAGAAAUGUGUCAAUUCCAGCGAAGUCAAAUCUCUAUUUGAUUGGCUUUCUUUUCCUGCUGGUCUUUCUAAGUUCUUCCUGUACGCACAAUUUUUCCAAGCACUUUGUGAUGAAUCUAUGUAUAAGUACUAAGCCAAAUUCAUUUUUUUAAGAGCCAUGCUUAUCGCUACAUUUUCACUGUUGCCUGUUUAAAUUUGGCAAGACUGGGACCUUUUGACUAUAGAUUUAGGGAAAGGGCAAGCGAUUUUAUGUAACUAUGGAAGGUUGUUAAAUGGUGUUGUUUUGUGUGUUUAUGUCUUUAUAUUUUAAAUAAAAUUUUUGUGCACUGAUUUAA